This is a messenger RNA of Centruroides sculpturatus (bark scorpion), 3863 nucleotides long. Its product is annotated as multidrug resistance-associated protein 4-like. The transcript has 25 exons. NCBI's taxonomy places the organism in Eukaryota, Metazoa, Arthropoda, Arachnida, Scorpiones, Buthidae. The coding region runs from base 1 to 3672 and encodes 1223 amino acids. Gene Ontology annotation, biological process: transmembrane transport. Gene Ontology annotation, cellular component: membrane. Gene Ontology annotation, molecular function: ATP hydrolysis activity; ABC-type transporter activity; ATP binding. The record is from RefSeq and is a predicted model, not a curated record.
AUGUUCACGGCUUUGGUAAAGAGCUGGGUUUUUCCUAUAAUAAACAAAGGAAGAAAGCAAAUUUUGAAAGAAGAAGAUUUACACGAAGCCUCACAACAUCACACCUCAGAGUAUCUUGGGGAUCUACUUCAAAAAGAGUGGAAAAAGGAAUUGCAGAAGAAAAAUCCGAACAUACUGAAAACUGUAUUAAGUUUUGUUGGUUGGAAGUACUUAGUUGUAAUACUUCUUGUACUAAUUCAGGAAACAGCUUUAGUUGCAGGUCAAGCAUAUUUUCUAGGAUCAACAGUACGUUAUUUCGAAAACAGAGAAGAAUGGAAUUACUACAACGUUUAUCUUACAAUUGCAGGAUUCUUUACUGUUACUGCGAUUUAUUUGUUUACGCAUAAUACUAACCUGUUUAUGACAGAAUAUUAUUCAAUGAAACUGAAGGUAGCUUUCUGCACUCUUAUUUAUAGAAAGGCAAUUAGGUUAAGUUCUUCUUCUCUGGAAAAAUCAAAUGUGGGACAAAUGGUAAAUCUUCUAGCUAACGACGUCGGCAAAUUCCAGAACAAAGUUUUCUCUAUUUCAUCUCUAUUUACAUCGCCUUUCUUCAUCAUUUUUUCGAUACUGAUGUUAUGGCAAUAUUAUGGAUGGACUAUUUUAAUGGGAUAUUUGGUAGUAUUUCUCUUCGUUCCUAUACAAUUUGCUUUGAGUAAACUAUACUCAAAAUUAAGAUUACAAGCAGCUAUUUUGGCAGACGAAAGAUUGAAUUUGUUGAACGAGAUGAUUGCUGAUAUGAGAUUAAUUAAAAUGUACACUUGGGAAUUGCCAUAUGCUGCAUUAAUAGAAAAAAUCAGACUGUACGGUAUAUCAUACAUAUUGGCGUAUCCUAUAUCAAAAUUAUUUAUUCUCCUGUCAUUUGUCGCAAUUUUAUUAAAUGGUGGAGAAUUAAAUUCCAAAAUUGCGUUCGUCACAAUGCUUUAUUCCCUGUACGUUUUCAACAGCAUUUUUACUCUAUUUUCUCAUGGAAUGAGUUUUUUUGCAGAAAUAUUGGUUUCAUUGAAGAGGAUACAGGGUUUCCUACUCCUUCAUGAAAAAGAGAAUAAUGCUGUCAAAACUGUAGAAAAAGAAGAUAAUUUAAAGGAAAUACUCAUGGAUACUGUCACAGCUGCAUGGAAAAAAGGAACUGAACCAACGUUGAAUGGGAUAUCUUUAAAUAUGCAAUCUGGAGAAUUAUUACUUGUUGUCGGUCAUGUUGGAUCAGGAAAGACAUCUUUACUAAUGUCCGUGUUGGGAGAGAUUCCAAUUACUUCUGGUGAAGUGUCUGUGAAAGGAAAGAUCUCGUAUGCUUCUCAAGAAGCUUGGGUAUUCAACGCAACUGUCAGAGAAAAUAUCUUGUUCGGAGAAGAAUAUCACGAAGACAAAUAUAAAAAAGUCUUGCAUAUUACUGCGUUAGAAAAGGAUAUUAGAUUAUUUCCGAAAGGAGAUCAGACAAUUGUAGGAGAACGAGGUGUCAUAAUGAGCGGUGGGCAAAAAGCAAGAAUUAAUUUAGCAAGAGCGCUAUAUGUGGAUGCCGUUAUUUUCCUUCUGGAUGAUCCACUGAGUGCCGUUGAUGUUCCAGUAGCAAAACAUAUAUUCGAAAAAUGUAUAAUGGAAUAUCUGAAAGACAAGAUUUGCAUUCUCGUUACGCAUCAAAUACAAUUUCUAAAUUCUGCGAGUAAAAUUUUAGUGUUAAAGAAGGAAGUUGAAAAUAACAAAAUACCACGCGACAAUGAAAGAGUUAAGAAACCAAAAAUUUCAGUCUAUAAAGCAUACGUGAAUGCCGGAGCUGGACUUUUCUUCAAGAUCGUUAUUUUAUCCACGCUAAUUAUAUCGCUAUCCGUUACGAGUGCCAGCGACUACUGGCUAAUCGAAUGGCUGCAAGAUAUUAGAAUCUAUAGCCAGAACGAAGAGAAUCUCGAAAAUAUGACAUCUAAUAGAAGUUUUUUUAACGAAUUUAAAAACAACAAUUUUUACUAUAAUGAAUUUUUCGACAUGUAUGUUUAUAUAGGAUUGAUCUGUGCUGUAUUUCUAACGUCGAUACCUUCCGGAUUAUUGUUAUACAAAUUUUUUACAAUUGCUUCUUUCAAGCUUCACAACAAUAUGUUUCGUUGUAUCAUUCGAACUCCGAUAGCAUUUUUGGAUAACAAUCCCGUUGGAAAAAUCUUAAAUCGAUUUUCUAAAGAUGUUAGUACCAUGGAUGAUUUGAUUCCUUUCUUUACUUAUUAUUUAAUAAGGGGAUACUUAAUUCUUGUUGGCAUGUGUGUUGUUCAAGCAAUCGUCUGUCCAUAUCUACUUGUAUUAAUUGCAGUCCUUUCAAUAAUAUUUUACGCUUUUUGGACAAUUUUCAGCCGAGUGAUGAAAAGCAUAAAACAUCUGGAAGGAAAAUUUAGAAGGGCCUUUUUAUACUGCGGCAAUAUUAUGGACAGAGACAAAGAAAUCGACAGGAUUAAACGGAUAGCAGAAUCCUUAGGCUACAGGAGAAACAUAAUUGCCGGCAUUGUUAGAAACUUUGAGAUAAAGGAUACAAAGGUCUCUAAACAAAGACCUAGUAAAUACAUAAAAUUCACCUACAACAAAAAUGUAAGAAGCGUUAUGAAGGAGAUUGCGGACAUAAAAGAAUCAACGGUGAUUUUAAAACGAGCUCCUAAUUUAUUUAAAAUUCUAAGAAACGAUAAAGGGGAUAUUAAGAAAGAAGAUAAAGCAGGAGUUUAUAAGAUCCCGUACGAGAACCAACAAUUAGGAUUAAAAAAGGAGUACAUAGGAGUUACAACAAGGAAAUUGGGCAAUUUGAAAUCAGAAGCAUCCUACGAAAGUUUGCCUCAUCAGCGACCACCAUCUGAUUGGCCAGAAAGAGGAGAAAUUCAUUUCGAUAAUGUUUCUUUGCAAUACUCCACGGAUAAAAAUAUUGUGUUAAAAAACUUAACAUUUCAUAUUCGCACCGGAGAAAAGAUAGGGAUUGUUGGAAGAACAGGAGCAGGAAAGAGUUCUAUAAUUGCUGCGUUAUUUCGCAUGACAGAGCCAACAGGAACGAUAACCAUCGAUGGUGUUGACAUUAAAGAUAUUGGACUUCGAGAUCUUCGUAGUAAAAUAUCCAUCAUUCCUCAAGAUCCUAUGUUAUUUACCGGGCCACUUCGAAGAAACAUGGAUCCUUUUAAUGAAUAUUCUGAAGAAAUGCUGUGGAAAGCCAUAGAGCAGGUACAAUUAAAAGAAGUUAUUAGUAAAUUACCUGGAGGAUUGGAUUCGCAUUUAACAGAAGGAGGGCGAAAUUUCAGCGUGGGGGAAAGACAGUUAAUUUGUCUUGCCAGAACUAUUCUUCGCCAGAAUAAAAUUCUUGUUAUGGACGAAGCAACGUCCAAUAUUGAUAAAAGAACCGAUUCCUGUCUACAGAAAAUAAUUCGAGAAAAAUUCAAAUCUUGUACGGUGUUGACAAUAGCCCACAGAUUACAUACAAUUAUCGAUUCGGAUAGAGUUCUGGUAUUAGAUACAGGGAGAGUACAAGACUUUGACUCGCCGUAUGCAUUACUGAAGAACGUAAAUGGUAUAUUUUAUAAUUUGGUAAAGAAGACGGGAGUAACUUCAAUGAAUGAGUUAUACGAAAUUGCAAAAGUUAAAUAUUACGAUAAAGAGAGGGUCGAACAAACAAAACUAUAAAACAGAUAAUUUUAUUCUAUGUAUAGACGAUGUGGAUCUGGUGUUAUGAAUUUUUUGUUUAAAUUAGUACUUAGAGUGGUAUUUUCACACAUCACAUAACAUAUAAAAUUGUAAAAAUCUAAACAUUUGUUAGUAUAUGCAAAUUCCACGGUUCAAUUUAUACAUGCUGAUCUUUUAUUGAGAUGCCAUCA